UGCGGCCGCGGGUGUUGUCAAUGUUACAUGGUUUGACAUUGACACAACUGAGUAGUGCUUUUCUGGUAUUCUGUCACAUGAAGAAAAUUUUCAAUAAAUUGAGUUAAAAACAUUAUUCAUUAACUAUAAACAUUUGAUUUAUAUAAUGGGCAAACAAAGUGUUGUUUCAUUUAUUAAAGAUUUUUAUUACGACCCCUUUAAAUGGUCGAUUGUGAAGAGUAUCGGCUUUUUCGCAGUCGGUGUUGCAAUAGCGAGCGAGUGUACCGGUCUUGAAGUGAUGCCCGCUGUUCCACAAUAGUCAAUAUAUAAUUCGUAUUAAUAAAUUAGAAUAUAACGCGAAAAUGCUGAAAUAUUUACUGUUAACGUCAACAUUAGCGCUCGCUGCUGUGUGUCAAGAACAAGAUAAUAAUCCAAAUAUUGUUGUUAUUUUAACAGAUGAUCAAGAUGUUGUGUUGGGUGGUAUGAAUCCUAUGAAGAAUGUCCAACGCUUCAUUGGAAAUGAAGGGACGACUUUUACGAACUCUUUCGUUACAUCGCCAAUAUGUUGUCCGAGUCGUGCUAGCUUUCUCACCGGUCUACACGUGCACAAUCACAUGACUUUGAACAAUAGUAUCAAUGGUGGCUGCUACGGACAAAGCUGGCGAACACUCGAGAGUAGAACGUUCGCUGCGAGUCUAUAUAAUGCAGGCUAUAAUACCUUCUACGCUGGGAAAUAUUUAAAUCAGUAUGGAAGCUCUCACGCUGGGGGGCCCGAGACAGUCCCUCCUGGUUGGAGUGAAUGGCACGGCUUGGUUGGAAACUCUGUGUACUACAACUACACACUGUCAAAUAACGGUGUACCCACAUAUUCUUCUGAUCUUUAUCUUACUGAUAUAAUCCGGGAUUUAGGCUUGAGCUUUAUAGAAAAUCAAACAGAAUCUCAACCGUUUCUAAUGGUUUUGGCGCCACCCGCCCCCCACCAGCCCUUCACCCCCGCUCCAAGACACCAGGGCGUCUUCAAGAAUGUCACAGUUGUUAAACAUCCGAACUUCAAUAUUGCUGUCAAUGAUAAGCAUUGGCUAAUGAGAAUGCCGCCCUCACCUCUGCCCGCUGAAAUGAUACAGGAGUUAGACAGAGUGUACAGUUCUCGGUGGGAAAGCUUGCUGGCUGUCGAUGAAAUGGUCGCAGAUGUCGUCAAAGCGUUGGACUCCAACUCGCUUCUAUCAAACACUUACUUAAUAUUUACAUCUGACAACGGAUAUCAUGUUGGUCAAUUUUCACAAGUGUACGAUAAACGACAACCAUAUGAGGCCGACAUUCGCGUGCCACUCGUUAUACGAGGCCCUAAAGUUCAAAAGAACAUAACAAACGAUCAACCAAUCUUGAACAUAGAUUUGGCGCCGACAAUAAUUGAACUGGCCGGUUUGUCACCACCAAAAAGCAUGGACGGACGACCCAUAAAAUUCGACGCACAAAAUGAGGAGUCGGAAAGAAAUAUGCUUGUAGAAUACUAUGGGGAAGGAAGAGAUGGCACAGUUGAUCAGUUGUGUCCUUGGAGCUAUGAUAGUGAUAACCUUGCUCAAUGCUACCCGGAAUACGACUGUAAAUGUCAAGACUCAAGAAAUAAUACAUAUGCAUGUGUACGGCACAUAGCGAGGCGUAUUAACAAGAAGUUUUGCAGUUUUGCCGAUUCCGAGAAUUUCACAGAAAUGUACGACCUUAACAGUGAUCCGUACGAACUGACAAAUAUUAUUGACCAGGUGCUGCCCUCAAUGAGGCAUUGGUAUCAGCUCUUACUGUCGCAAUUGUUGACUUGUAAAGGUUACCAGAACUGUGACAAUCCACUCGAAAAUCCCAAAGUAUAUGGAUAAGCAUUACAUUAAACCGAGUUUUCCGAA
This is a messenger RNA of Melitaea cinxia (Glanville fritillary), 1877 nucleotides long. Its product is annotated as N-acetylglucosamine-6-sulfatase-like. The record is from RefSeq and is a predicted model, not a curated record. Bases 342 to 1850 code for a protein of 502 amino acids. Gene Ontology annotation, biological process: glycosaminoglycan metabolic process. The transcript is spliced from 10 exons. Lineage: Eukaryota; Metazoa; Arthropoda; Insecta; Lepidoptera; Nymphalidae. Gene Ontology annotation, molecular function: glycosaminoglycan binding; N-acetylglucosamine-6-sulfatase activity.